AUGACAGACUUUUUAUCUCCAUUGGCACCAGGUAAGGCUGGGAUUCUGAACGUUAUCGACAUCUCCGCCCCCUCCUCUCCGCGUGUGCUCCAUCGGCAGAAGCUGCCAGGUCAGGAGAUCGGCAUGGACAUGUGCGGAGCGCAUCUGGCGGUUACUUUGACCGGGGAAUCCCUCGUUGAUACCGGCAAGGUGCUGGUGUACAGAACAUACAGCGAUGGACAAACGUCAAUGGACCUCGUGCAUGAUAUACCGGUUGGCAGUCGACCUGAUUCAGUCAAAUUCACCAAAGACUGCAGAAGGUUGGUGGUUGGCAACGAGGCACCUGCAGGGGAAGAUGCGUCGGGAAACUUCGUGGAUCCCGAGGGAACAGUGAUGCUGAUCGACUUCGGGUCGGAAGACAUCGGUAGCGUCAUCACUCCCGACGUGCGAACGGCGGACUUCCGAAAAUUUGAUGCCCUAGGAGAUUUCUAUGAAUCCUCUGGUGUCCGGUGGCUCUUGAAGGGGUUGGCAGUAUCCUCAAACAUCAACUCCAGUAGUUUCUAUCGAACCCUGGAGCCAGAGUACAUCACAUUGAAUGAGGAUGAGUCCAAAGCCUAUAUCUGCCUUCAGACCAACAACGCCAUUGCCGUUCUUGACAUGACUACGGCUACAUUUGACGACAUCUACCCACUGGGAACAAAGUACUGGGGCGAGUACUAGUCAUCGUUAGAUGCAAGUGACGGUGAUGGAGGAAUUCGCUUUCAAAAUUGGCCAAUCUAUGGACUUCGGCAACCGGACGCGAUGUCAUAUUUCGUGCAUGGUAACACGGGGUACAUCGUGACAGCCGACGAAGGCAGUCCCACCAAGGUGUCAUUCCGCAAUUCCCGGGGCGCUCGCGUGCUGUAUGACGAGCAACUGAAAGGGAAAGAAGUUGAUGAACUGGACCUUCUCUCGUCUUCUUUUUCGAAUGAAAGACUUAAAGAAGCUAUAAACGAUAACAGCGAGUUAGGCUGCCUGAGGUUCAGCUCGGUUGACGGGUUGGACCCCGCAGAGCCGUCCAAACUCUCCCGACUCCACACGUUCGGCGGGCGAGGCGUGUCCAUCUUCCGAGCGGAGAACCUGACCUUGGUAUGGGACAGCGGAGACGACCUGGAGAGGAUGGAGGCGAAGUUCUACCCGGAGAUCUUCAACUCACGGUAUAAGUAUCUGGAUGAGAGGCCAACAGAUCAGUUCGACGACAGAUCGUGCAAGAGGGGACCAGAGCCUCAGUCACUGACUGUGGGUCACCUGGGGAAGAAAACAAUCCUCUUCAUCGCCGCGGAGAAGACAGGGUCCAUCUUCAUCUACUCUCUUGACGCCGGGGAGGAGAUACGUCCCGCUUUCCAGAGCGUGUACUGGGGAGGGCGGGCGGACCUGACCUGGGGGGAGGCGUACCGGACCAGGCAGGUCGGGGACACGGAUGUGGAGGACAUGAGAUUUGUUCCCGGUGAUAAGAGUCCUAACGGGAAGCCGCUCCUUCUGGUGGCCGGGACGUCCAGCGGGACCGUGUCUGUCUAUGAAGUGAUGGAAUCUGAAAUAACUGCCCAAGCCAGCACCGAAACACCUGCCCUGUAUCUGGGGUUCAUCACCAUUCUGUGUCUCCUGGUCAUCAAUGGCUAA
This is a messenger RNA of Branchiostoma belcheri (Belcher's lancelet), 1638 nucleotides long. Its product is annotated as mesenchyme-specific cell surface glycoprotein-like. Gene Ontology annotation, molecular function: protein binding. Lineage: Eukaryota; Metazoa; Chordata; Leptocardii; Amphioxiformes; Branchiostomatidae. The transcript is spliced from 10 exons. The record is from RefSeq and is a predicted model, not a curated record.